UAUAAAAACAGUAUACAGUAAACUGCAGUCAAUUGCAAUAGUUAAGAUAGCGUACCUAAAACUAAAGAUCAUAACCCACCCCACAACACUACAGUCAAUGAUAAUACAGCAAUCUGGACACUCUAUUUCUGUUAAACAUUCAGUAACAAAUCGACGCUUCAUCGGUGUUCUAAAUUCUUCGGUGCGUUAAAUAAUAAACCUGAUAUCACGUCUUAAAUACAUAUGAACUAUGUAUUAAAAAAAAAAAAUUUAACGUACAUAUAAUUUAUUAUUUUCUAUUUUUGAUUGUGAUAUGUCCUAUAAUUAAAAUUUAACUUGAUUGUUUUUUCGACUGUGGAAUGAACUAAAACUUUGUCCAAUAUACAAACUUGUUGACUAAGUUACUAAUCAUAGAGUACAGUAUUUGAAUGAAGUAACGCAUUUACGUCUUACAUAAGAAAUGAUAUGUCAAAAACGGCGAUAAUUUUUAAUUAGUUCGACGAAUACAAUAUGGAACUAGAAAGUGAAAGAUUUCAAGAUCACCUACUUUUUGCAUAUAGCAAUGUAUUAUGUCCUGAAAAUCGUAGACAAGAAAAGUAACUGAACUUUAAUAGAUCACUGUAUUGUUUUGAAGUCAGUUUAAUAGGUGUGCAUACUCAACAAUACUCGAAUUUUGAAUGAUUCAAAUUAAUUUGGCUAGCUUGAAGAAGAAAAAAAUUCAACAUGAAAACAAGAAUAUAUAAAUCAAUAUGUUUUUUUUUUGUAUUUUCAAUGCCAUUUACUUUCGCUCUGCGCUUCGAUUUUUUAACAUUUUUAGGUGACCGUUAUCGGUCGAACUUGAUCCCAUUUCGUGAAGAUCCUUUGUUUGGUAAUAAGCCGAUAUUCAAUGAGUAUGACUUUGUUGUGGUUGGUGCUGGAGCAUCUGGUGCUACAGUUGCUACUCGAUUAGCUGAAGUCUCAGAAUGGAAAAUUUUACUUCUUGAAGCUGGUGGAGAAGAAUCAAUUUUUACAUCAAUACCACAAAUAGCUCAUUAUUUACAAUUCACUCGUUUUAAUUGGGCAUUUACAACUGAACCAGAACCAAUUGCUUGCCAAGGCAAUAAAAAUAAAAAAUGCUUAUGGCCAGCUGGAAAAGGUUUGGGUGGUAGCACAAUUAUUAAUAAUAAUAUUUACACAAGAGGCAACGUAAGAGAUUUUGAUCGUUGGGCAGAAGCCGGUAAUAUUGGUUGGUCUUACCAAGAUAUUUUACCGUAUUUCUUAAAAAAUGAAGAUAUUUCAAUAGCAGAAUUAAAAAAAUCGCCCUAUCAUGGCAUUGGUGGUCCAAUGCCUAUUAGUUACGCUCCUUUUAAAUCAAAACUUCUUGAUGCCUUUAUUGAAUCGGCUCCAGAAGUAGGAAUGUCUAUUGUAGAUUAUAAUGCACCUGGAAGUCAUAUUGGCUUUUCCAAAAUUCAAGGAACAAUCAACUACGGAAGACGUGUAACAUCUGCAAAAGCAUACCUUAGAAGUAACCUCACAAACUUGCAUAUUGUUGAAUCAGCAUUUGUAACAAAACUCAUUAUCGAUCCAGUAACUAAAAUCACGUUGGGAGUUGAAUUUGAAAAAAAAGGAAAAAAACGAAGAGUGUUUGCCAGAAAAGAGGUGAUAGUGUCUGCUGGAACAUUUAACUCUGCUAAGUUAUUAAUGCUAUCAGGUAUUGGACCAAAAGAGCACCUAGAAUCUUUAGGUAUAGCAACUUUAAGUAACUUGCGGGUAGGAGACAAUCUCCAAGAACAUCCUUCAUUUGCAGGUUUAGCCUUUACAGUUAAUGAAACUGUGGGUUUAAUUCCUCAAAGGUUGUUUAAAAAUAUUAUAAAAGAAACGUUUAAUUUUCUCGAUGGUACUGGGUGGCUUACCACGAUGGGUUGUGAAGGACUCGGAUACGUUAAAACCAAGUACAAUACAGAUCCCGGAGACGUACCGGAUAUAGAGUAUAUAUUUGUACCAAUGACCUUGGCUGGGGAAGAAGGGACUGGAAGCGGCAUAUUAAGACGGUCGAUGGGAGUUUCAGAUUCAGUAGAAUAUGAUUAUUAUAAUGGAAUCAUAAACAAAGAUGGUUGGACUAUCUGGACUAUGCUCAUGUAUCCCGAAAGUAGGGGACAGGUUAGACUAAAAAAUGCUGAUCCCCACACUAAACCAAUUAUUCGAGCUAAUUUUUUUGACAAAUCAAUUGAUUUAUAUCGUAUUGUGGAAGGUAUUAAACAAGUCAUAGAAUUAAGUAAAACUAAGGCUUUUCAAAGAUAUGGAUCUACCUUAAAUCCACGUUCUAUGCCCGGCUGCAAACAUUUGUCUUUUGGUUCUGAUGAAUACUGGGCUUGUUGCGUUAAAAGAAUGACAAUGCAAAUGCACCAUCAAAGUGGUACUUGUAAAAUGGGUCCUGAAUGGGACAAAAAUGCUGUUGUCAAUUCUCAAUUAAUGGUGUACGGAAUUUCUAAACUAAGAGUCAUUGACUGUUCUAUAAUGCCAACAAUUACAGGAGCUCAUACAGUAGCGCCAGCUUACAUGAUAGGCGAAAAAGGAGCAGACUUAGUAAAAGCAACAUGGCUAAACCAACAAAUAUUUUAAUAGACUUAAUUUAAAAUAGUAUGUUUAAUAUAUCACCUAAAUAAUUACUGUAUUUUGUUGUAAAAAUAUUUUUCGAACUUUGUAAAUAUACAUUCUAUGUGUAAAUACAUUCUUCAGUACUUCCAUUAAACAAAUAAUAUAUAUCAUAGAAUUAAUUUAAUUUAA
Molecule: messenger RNA, 2745 nt
Organism: Daktulosphaira vitifoliae (grape phylloxera)
Lineage: Eukaryota; Metazoa; Arthropoda; Insecta; Hemiptera; Phylloxeridae
Product: glucose dehydrogenase [FAD, quinone]-like
Exons: 4
Coding region: 703-2580 (625 amino acids)
Molecular function (GO): oxidoreductase activity, acting on CH-OH group of donors; flavin adenine dinucleotide binding
Source: RefSeq, a predicted model, not a curated record